This is a messenger RNA of Morus notabilis, 615 nucleotides long. RefSeq lists its product as uncharacterized. The record is from RefSeq and is a predicted model, not a curated record. Lineage: Eukaryota; Viridiplantae; Streptophyta; Magnoliopsida; Rosales; Moraceae. Bases 1 to 615 code for a protein of 204 amino acids. The transcript has a single exon.
AUGGCUUUGAAACUUGACAUGAGCAAGGCAUGCUCCCUUUCACCUUAUUUGUUUCUCCUGUGUGCAGAAGGGUUUUCGGCACUUCUCAAGCGAGCAGAGCAGGCAUGUCUCUUUUCGGGUAUUUCCUACGCGCAUCAGGCUCCAAAGGCGAAUCAUUUACUAUUUGCCGACGAUAGUAUUUUAUUUGGCCAAGCGGAUGAACAGAAUUGUAAUGCAAUUAAGGUGAUGCUGGAGACUUAUGAGAAGGCUUCGGGGCAGGCUACCAAUUUUCAGAAGUCAAGUAUAUACUUUAGCCCGAACUUGUCUGAAGAAUGUAAGGGUAAUAUCUUGACCUCUCUUGGCCUCAGUAAUAGUGAUUCUCAUGACAUUUAUUUAGGCCUCCCGGCUUUUGUGGGACGCAAUAAACGGCGUUUAUUUAACAAUCUGAAAGAAAGAGUUUGGAAGAAAUUGCAGUUGUGGAAAGGUAAGUUAUUUUCUGUUGGAGGUAGAGAGAUUCUAAUCAAGGCUGUUGCUCAGGCUACUUCCACCUAUGCUAUGAGCGUCUUCAAGUUACCAUCCACGCUUUACGAGGAACUCCAAUCUCUUGUCUCUAGAUUUUGUUGGGGAGGAAAUUGA